AUGCCUCAUAAGCACACUCGGAGAGAGAAGGACGAGUCAACCAGCUUCGACCUCCCUCCAUCACAAAUCGCAAAGCCCCUUCCACCGACAACCAUCUCCAAAAAGAAGAAGGCGGGGCAGAAGAAAACCGACGAUGUCCCAAAAAAGAGCGGCCAGAAAAGGAAACGAGGUGGGGCAGACGCCGACGAUGCGCCGCGCGCCUUCAAGCGCCUGAUGGCGUUCGCCAACGGCAAGACACCACGCGACGGUCUUGACAAUGACCCGUCAGCAGCAGCACCUACAGCCCAAGACCUCAAAAUCCGGCCCGGCGAGCGCCUCUCCGAGUUCAGCCGCCGCGUCGACGCCGCCCUGCCCAUCAGCGGGCUGGUCCACAAGACGGUCAAGAACGGCAAGGACCCGCUCGGGCUCAAGGUGCGGCGCACCAAGAAGGAGCGCAAGAUGCAAAACAUGUACGCCGAGUGGCGCAAGAUAGACCGCAAGAUUAAGGAGCGACGCGAGGAGGAGCGGGAGCUGGCCGAGGAACGCGAGUUGGAGAACGAGGCGCUCGGCGUGUCGUGGAAACUCGAGCUCGAAGCGGCCGCGGGACAAGGGAAGAAGAAAGGAGGAAAGAAAGGCAAGAGACGGCGACUCAUCGGCGAGGUGGGCGGGCCGGAGGGCGAUCCGUGGGAGGAGAUCAAGAAGAAGAGGGGGGAGGCGAAGGUGGGCCUCAAUGAUGUUGCGCAGGCGCCGCCUGAGCUCAAGCUGCCGCGCAAGAAUCUGCUUGUGCGCGGCGCCGCCGUCGCCGUGGAGGAUAUUCCCAAGGCUGCGGGCAGCCUUCGGCAAAGAGAGGAGCUGCAGGGCAUUCGGCAGGAAGUGGUGGCUUCGUAUCGGAGGAUGAUGAGCGAGAGGCGUCCUGCCCUUGGGACGUAG
This is a messenger RNA of Thermothielavioides terrestris NRRL 8126, 909 nucleotides long. RefSeq lists its product as uncharacterized. The record is from RefSeq and is a predicted model, not a curated record. Lineage: Eukaryota; Fungi; Ascomycota; Sordariomycetes; Sordariales; Chaetomiaceae. The transcript has 3 exons. The coding region runs from base 1 to 909 and encodes 302 amino acids.